Exophiala bonariae is the source of this 2631-nucleotide messenger RNA. RefSeq lists its product as uncharacterized. Bases 1 to 2631 code for a protein of 876 amino acids. The transcript has a single exon. The record is from RefSeq and is a predicted model, not a curated record. NCBI's taxonomy places the organism in Eukaryota, Fungi, Ascomycota, Eurotiomycetes, Chaetothyriales, Herpotrichiellaceae.
AUGGGGUUUUGGUCAUUUGGGGCUCGCAAGAAAAGCCGCCUUGUCGACAGUCAGGACCAAGGGCAUAAUACUCUACUGGAGAAAGACCAGACCACACGCUCGGGAAAUCUUAGCCCUAAUCAAUCUCGAGAAUUUCCCUCAAUGGCUCGACAACAAAGCAAAACCGAUCGGGCCGAGCCACGACGGCUGUCUAAACAGCGCAAUUCAAGUCAGCAAGGCAGCGUUCCUCGCUCUGUCACUAUGCCAGUCUCUAGUCCGAGGAACGACUCAAGAGCCACGAGAAGACCUUCAGACUUAUAUUCUCACAAUCCCAUGUCGCAAUCCAGUAUUGGCCCUGAAGAAUUUACUGCACUGCCGCAACCACCACCGACCUUGCUUGCGAAGCCUCGAGGUUUUGAUGCGGGGAAUCAGAGGAAAAAAUCAAGCAAAAGGAAAGCAGAGGAUUAUGCUAGGGAAAGAGAGGUCCGAGCCAUGAGCUCACCCGAUCCUACACCUGGCUUGAAAAGGCCUGCAUCGUAUUCCGGUACUGGUCCUUUGCGUCGAGACACGAAACAAGUCCCCGGCAAACUCAACCGACGAUUGCAGAGACCGGCAUCAGAGGUCUCUCUUCCUAUACCCGAGGCUAUAGAUGAGCCGGGCGACCAUUCAAAUCAAGCUUCGUUCAAAAUCGGCAUCUUCGCUGCCUUGAGUCCGAGACCUACGUUGACAUAUGUCGCGAACGCUCGACCAUCAUUAGGAAAGCAACCAUCCAGAAUCAAUCCAUCAGUACAACAAGCCAUUGAAGAGGAGCCUGCAUCUUCGAAAAAGAGGAUUGAUGAACUUGCAGAUGAACUGGAUGCUGGUGGCUUGAGGGAGCUCAUGGAGAGAGACCAGAGACGGCAUGAAAGGAAAAGGUUGGCUGACAGAGAUCGCCUUCAGCGCAAGCUUCAACGGAAGGCAGACAGACAACGAGAAGAAGAACACCGCGGUCGAUCAAUGCCGCAACCUUCACAACCCCCCGCGAGUAACAAGGCUACGGUACAGACUCGCCAUACUUUGGAUGGCCAUGCGGAGUCUUCUUCCGCCGCUACCCAGCGAAGAACACCAAGUCCACGAGCACAGAGGGUUGAUCCUUUCGCAGAUCCUCAACCUCCAACUCACCGCGCAGUCCACGCCAUCCGUAACCCAUUCGACGAUGAGAAAGAUGUAGAUCUUACUCAAGAUCCUUUCAACGACGACGAUGACGGUCCACCGGUUCCGGUCAGGUCACCAUUGAGGACUGUUUCUCCGGUCGAGGCUCCAGGCAGGCCACAGGCUUCCCAUGCAAUGACAUUCUCACCACCAACAUCGCCGGUACAGCAGCCUGUUGCACGCCCAAGCUUUUCACAGACCUCGGGACUCGGGCGAGAGGUCACACCAGAAAUACUGCACAUUGGAGAGGGAGAAAGGCGGGCGUCUGAUCAAAGCAGUCAAAAGAUGAGCUCGUGGACGAAUUUCUUCAAGCGCGGAACCCAGCGCAAGGGGAGUGGGAUCGAUCGUGGGAGAAGUACUCCCUCAGAGUUUUCCAACACUUCACGAGAAUCCUUCGUCCGGAAGCAACAGCUUCCCCCAGCGGUUGUACCCCGAACCUUUCGCCGGUCUGAUCCUUCCGGAGUACCUCAGAGGACAAUGUCCAAGUUCAGAGAAGACCUUCCAGAACUGCCCAUCUCACCUCCCGAUUCUCGCGUUCAGUCCCCAGAGGCCAUGGUCAUCCCCCAGGGCAGGGGCGAGCAUGUUCUUGGACGUCAACCAAGACAAUCUCUGUCCGGAACGUUUGACGGUCGCAGCGUAGCCACCAGCUCAAGUAAUCCUGCACUGGAUCGUCCUGGUCCGGAAAGUAGGCUUGGCCAUAUUGCAGACGUGGAUCUUAGCAGUGGGGCAUUAUCGGGAAUGGCAUUGUCUCAGUCGCUGGCAUCGGUAGAUUCAGAGGGCUCGUGGCUCUCUGGGAAACCAGUCAAACGGUUGUCUGGAAACAUGAGUCAGCACAUCCGACAAAGUCAAGGAUCCCCUCCACCACAAUCGAUACCAGGAGCUUUCGAAAUGGAAGAAGAUGAUCUUGCGGAUGACGAAUACCUGAAUCGCUUUACCCCUGGACCCAGCGGACGAAGAGACUCGAUGAUUUCGUCAGACCGUAAAGCGAGCAGCACGAUCAUUGAUCUAGAACGAGAGCGGCAGCACAGUCCUGUACCGGAUGUGCCUCCCGUACGAAGGGACCUUCACGGAGAAGAAGCGUGGCAUGAGGGUAUUGCGCGACAAGCGACGGUUGUGCAUCAGCCCAACCGUGCGAAGUCGACGGAGGGCCUUUUGAAGAAUUUCGGAAGCGAGACACCAAGAACUUCUCGAAGAUAUAAUUCAGAUGACGAAGGGGAGGAGGAGCGUGCUCUUCCGGAGGUAGAAACUCCUGGUGCAGAACUUCAGGAGGCGCCAAUUCUACGAGCGCGCAGCGUGGAAUACAAAAAGCAUGGGCGACAUGCCAGCGCAGGAUCGGCACGUUUGUUAGAUAUCCGACGAUCAUCUGUGCAGUCCGAUGCUGCAACACCUCGGAGCCCGACUGUGCCUCAAAUGCCUCUCCCAGGUGGGAAGGAGCAGGAGCGCCCAACGGGGCAAGUGUGA